Molecule: messenger RNA, 4547 nt
Organism: Osmia bicornis bicornis
Lineage: Eukaryota; Metazoa; Arthropoda; Insecta; Hymenoptera; Megachilidae
Gene: Rgl
Product: ral guanine nucleotide dissociation stimulator
Exons: 6
Coding region: 811-3258 (815 amino acids)
Biological process (GO): Ras protein signal transduction; positive regulation of GTPase activity
Cellular component (GO): plasma membrane
Molecular function (GO): guanyl-nucleotide exchange factor activity
Source: RefSeq, a predicted model, not a curated record
GGGAAACCUGUGCGCGUGGAGUGCCGUAUAUUUGUAAUAAUUUUCAUAGUUUUACGUCGCGUUCGGAAUCGUAAUUGGUAUCGGUGAUUAAUUUUCGAUGUACUCGACGCGAUAACGUAAAAAGCCUAAGGCGAAACGAGCUAAUUGGAAUGUAAACGUAUCGUUUGUGUUUCGACGUUCGUACGACUCGUGUAAUGGAGGGGCGAAGGUGACGCGAUGGAAGGGAAAGCAUCGGGAAGCAGUCGAGUCGAGUGCCGCUGGAAGUUUGCGCUUGCCCGUGAGCUCGUACGGAGGUUAGUUUGUUUGGUGCGGUAAACUUUAUUGUUUCAUCCUUAUUGACCAUUCAGUGAGACGCGAAAUAAAGCAUCGUGUCCGGAUUCAAGUGGCGUGCAAGUGCGAGACGCGUGUUCACGGUAUAGUUGAACAGUUUCGCGAGAACGGGUAAAAUACGAGACACGGCGUGCUCUGAAUGUCGUUGACGUUUCGUGUGUCAGUGUCCUCUCUCUCUAUUUCCGUCUCGUUUCUGCUUACACCCUUUCUCGAGUUCGUCCCUUCUCUCGAUCCUUCUACACAUUAAAACAUCGUACUACGAAGCCGCGUCGCCUUGUUGCAAUGCCAGAUGACAGGUGCGAGGCGCUGCCACUGGUAUAUUUUAACGAGUCCUUCGAAUCUCCUGCGGAUUUAGGAUACACCGCAGAAUGACGAACGCAAGGUUAUUUUACCGGAAGGGCGGUGAAGAGGACCGAAGACGACGACCACGACGACGUUCUCGAAUUCCCUCGCGCUAGCGGUGGGCUAUGAGCGCUGACAAUGGGGACGACUCCUUGGCAGAAUCGAAGUGACAGAAGAAGGGGAAGUUCCGCGGACAUUGACACGUGGAUGCUGUGGCCCGUGUUGGGGGAUGAUGGGCUGAGCCCAACGUCGCCCCCGGCGUCGGCCAGCGUCAAGGGGGUGAACAGACUGGCGCCCUUGUUGCUCUGCGCCCCGUGCAAGCCAAGCAGCCAUAGGAAGAACCAGAGUUCCACGCAGUGGUACGUGCAGCAGCCCACGUGGCGUUUAUGGGGCGAGGAACGGGGCGACGGCGUCAUAUACACGGUGUACCUGAAGAAGGUUCGUUAUCACAGGCCAACCAGAAGUCUAUCUGCCUCGGAUUCGGACGACGAGAUUUCGCAUUUAGAAUGGGAAACGGUGAGAGUGCGUUUUCUGAAGGCCGGCACGGUGCAAAGGUUGGUGGAGAGUUUGGCGAACGACGACGGGGAACUGGAGUCGACGUACAUAAACGUCUUCUUGGCGACUUAUCGUGCGUUCACCACCCCGCGAGAGGUUCUCGAGCUAUUGUUAGCGAGAUACGACGCCCUCGACGAGGGAUCCGGCGCCCUGACAGGUGAACAACAUCGAAAGACUCUGGUGCAAGCUCUUCACGUCUGGCUGGACGCUUAUCCCGGUGAUUGGAAGUCGCCACCGAGUCAUCCUCUGCUCAGCAGACUAUUGGACUUCACGCAUCGACGACUUCCUGGCUCGGAGCUCGAGCUCAAGGCAAGGCACCGCUUGCACAGGUUCCAGCGUGAAGAUCAAAUAGACUCGUGCAUGGUCUACGACAAUGGCCGACUGCCCCGUAGUUCCCCGGAUCCGAUCGUGGAUCACUGGGCGAACUACAACUUCCCCGAGGUUCCACACCGUCACUUCGCCGAGCAGCUAACUCGUAUGGAUGCCGAGGUGUUCAAGAAGCUGGUGGCUCAUCAGUGUCUAGGUGCUGUCUGGUCGAGGAGAGAUCGUUCCAGGAGUCACGACGCGGCCACCGUGUUGGCAACCGUGAAUCAAUUCAACGCUGUGUCGUUGAGGGUGAUAUCCACGAUCCUGAUGGAACCGACGAUGAAGUCUCAAGAGCGAGCCAGGAUCCUCGAGACGUGGAUCGACAUCGCUCAAGAGUUACGCGUGUUGAAGAACUUCAGUAGCCUGAAAGCUAUCGUGUCAGGUCUUCAGAGUAAUCCUGUGUACAGGCUAGAGAAAUGUUGGCAAUGUAUGCCGAGAGAGAAGCACGAGUUAUUCAGGGAAUUGGAGAGGAUUUUCUCGGAGGAGAACAAUGCGUGGACGCAGCGAGAGCUUCUGAUCAAGGAGGGCACUGCCAAAUUUGCGGACACUGCUGGUCGAAGCGAUAGACAUCUUCAGAAGUUGUUUCAGAAGCAGAAUACUCACGCCGGCAACAUCAGUUACGGAACGAUACCCUACCUGGGCACGUUCCUUACGGACCUGACGAUGAUAGACACCGCGAUACCUGACACUAUAGCCGAGGGUUUGAUCAACUUCGACAAAAGACGGAAAGAAUUCGAGGUACUCGCUAGGAUACGAUUGCUUCAGGGUGCCGCUAACGCGUACAACUUCAGUACGGAUCCGUUGUUCGAUCGUUGGUUCCACUCGGUGGUGGUGCUCGACGAUCGCGAAGCGUACAAGCUGAGCUGUCAGAUCGAGCCACCGCCACCUGGAAAUACUCUGAGCAAUCGAGGCAAGAAGAAGCAGGUCAGCAUGCUCUCCUCCGUCUCGUUAUUCCGCUCCCGUCCCCGAUCACCCGUUUCACGCGAGAAGGCUGAGCCAAGACUUGUCUUACAGAGUCAUCAGGGUCAUCGUAAGAACGACUCGAUCGCUUCUACCUCGAGCUCGAGCAGCUCCCAGUUCUAUUGCGACCUAGAUUCUCUGCCAAGCUCGCCGCACAACUCUCUCGAUCGGCGCACCUCGCCAUCCCAGAUGUCCAGCUCUUCCUCCAGCUCGUCUUUACCAUCUCUGGACGUGUCUCUUAGUUCUGGAGGAGGUAGCGGAGCGACGGGUAAUAAUCAGCACAAUCGGCUGGCACCUUCCUCGGCGGUCACCGCUAACGGCAACGGUCCGAAUCUUGUCGGUCUGUCAAGUCCGAGUCACUCGCACAAGAGCUCCCCGGAUUUUUACAUAAUCAAGGUCACCAUGGAGAGCGACAACGUUGAGACGGACGGUGUUGUGUUGUACAAGUCCAUUAUGCUGUCCAACAACGAGAGGACACCGCAGGUUAUACGAAACGCGAUGCUGAAGCUAGGAAUAGAGGGCAGUCCGGAUCAGUACACGCUUGCCCAGGUUCUGCCGGAUCGGGAGUUGGUCUUGCCAAACUCGGCCAACGUUUACUAUGCUGUUAACACCGCGCACAAUUUGAACUUUAUCCUACGACCUAGAAGGGAACCCAAUGACACCGCCAGCGAGAGCCCUAAAAGCAAGUCGAGUCACAAGCGGUAGUGAUGAACUUUUUUUGAGGAAUAGGAGCGUUGCUUGUAAGAGCUCUAUGUUGUGACAGAGAGAAGAUUCAUAACGAUAUACUGAAAAGUGUUCAUGAAGAAUUUCCUCGCAAUGAUUGUCUUGGCUGAACCUGACAGAAUCUCAGUACAUUGCGAUGGUGCGUUUUCUACGUUUUCUUUUAUUACCCAUGACAUUACCAAUUUAUUCGUUCCAUCGCGAGGAUGUAUUUUUCUUUUCUUCUUUAGUGAUAAUCGCAAACGACGCGUUAACAGUGAUGCACACCAGAAUUCGGAUUAUUUCCUUUUUUCUUUCCUUUCUGUUACUUACUCGUCGCGCACUCGCGUUAACACGACGUUACCCCGCCUACACGGUACUCGGAACUUUGACAUUAGCGUUACUGUGUGGACUAAUGAUUUCUAGCUUUAGGUACGUUUAGCGUGAGUCGUAGGUCUGUUAUCGGCGCACACGGCGAAACGAAUAAAUCCGGACGCGAGGAGGUGCGCGAACUAGCAUUUCGUCUGUGUAGUUACGUGUAUUUAUACAUUUCACGAGAUUACAAAAAAAAAAGAAAGGAAAUAUCGCGGAUAGAGUCGCGACAAGCAUCCGCGGCUGGAUCAUUGUGAUUUUGUACAUAACUUUAGUUCGGUAGUUGUAGCUUCGAACCGCGAGGACCAAGUGGACCCCAAUUAAAAUUGUCAAUUACCUUUCUUCUAUGUUGCAAAGAGCAAAAGGAUAGCGAAAAGAAAAUAACGAAAAAUCGUCCAUUCCGUGAUUCAUUUUUCUAGCUGUGCAUCCGCAAAAACGAUGCGCGGAACAGAGAAAUUCAAAUUCUGUGAUAUAACAUUGGAAUCUCUCAUUUCGGCUUUGAACUUGAAACGAAAAAAACCGAAAUCGAGCCUGUGCACGUUAGAAACGAAAUACUCGUACCGAUGUCGAAGCUAGGCACACGUGGUCAGAACGUGUGCGAACGUUGAUAUAUUUUUACAAGGGCCUGCAUGCAUUUGUACUAGGACAAGAGAAAAAAAAAAGAUACAGAGCACAGAAACAUUAAUUUGGAGGAUCCAAACUCGACGAGGUUUCCUUCGUAUUCGCUCGUUCGAGUUUGGCUCCUCGACGCAUCCGUUUAGCUUAGGCAAUUUUGUACUUACCUCUAUCGACCCUUAAUCCCCCUGAAACGUCUCUAACUAGAUGUAUCUGUUCGUGUACGCGUCAAUUCUUAGCUGAAAUACGCGCAACUUACGUGUAAUUGCGAGUCGAUAAAAGUGAGAAUAGAUGGCCUACAAUUUUAA